UUCUGGGGGCGGCAUUUAGUUCCCUCUCAUGCUCUUAGACAGUCAGUCUCACCCACAGCAAUCAUCUGCCUUUCAUGCAAUAGUCUGCCAUUUAUAUUUAUUCAAAAUACCACCAAAAGAAAUUUUUACUUACCAACUAGAUUUAAUUCCGAAUCCGAUCAUGUCUUGUCUAUUCUUCUUCAUCUUUGUGUGCCUGGCCAUGCAUGCAUGCAAUGCACGACAUCUUGGAGUAGUCAUGGACGACAAUGAUGUAUCCAAUAAGAAACAUCUUUUUUCUACCAAGGUGAUGGGAAGUGUUAAACGGCUGAACAAGGAGCAACCGACAGAAACAUCAGUUAAAAGCAUAGUUUUCCAUGAGAGGAAGGGCAGAGAAGAAAGGUCAAAGACAGCAGUAGGUGUUUCAGCUUCGGGCAAGGAGUUGGAUGAACGUAGUGGGUUUUUCUCUGAUUAUUCCAGACCUAGAACACGCCCUCCUUCUCACAAUUGAACU
This is a messenger RNA of Gossypium raimondii (Peruvian cotton), 490 nucleotides long. RefSeq lists its product as uncharacterized. The transcript has 2 exons. The record is from RefSeq and is a predicted model, not a curated record. NCBI's taxonomy places the organism in Eukaryota, Viridiplantae, Streptophyta, Magnoliopsida, Malvales, Malvaceae. The coding region runs from base 29 to 487 and encodes 152 amino acids.